GUGCUGUAGAAGAGCCACGAAGUUUCCGUGAGCGAAAAUGAUUCGCCUACGAUUGGCAAUUGUGCUGAAAAUCCUAAUCGCGACCGUAUCGCCUCAUGAAACUGACCUUAUUGAUGUCGAAUGGGAGCACGGAACUUGUCACGUUAAAAAAUAUCCCAGUCAGUGGUACCCGCGACCCGUUGCAGUUCAUGUAGGUCAUCAGUGCUAUCCUUUUAUUCCGGAUGACGGUUCCAGUGAUGUUCCAAUCUUGCCGAGCAGGGAGGAUAUGUGCUGUUCAUGCGUAGUUCCUCAACUAACAACUGCAGCUUUAAUCAGAACGCCUACUGUACCACAAGGUCCGGGAGCUUCUGGUGGUACAACAGUUUCUGUGAAACCAGGUCAAAGCAGCGGAAAGCUUACCGUGCCACAAGGUCCUGGAGGUUCUGGUGGCACAACAGUUUCUGGAAAACCAGGUGGAGGCAGUGGAAAAUCAACAGUAUUACAAAGUCUUGGUGGUACAACAGUUUAUGGAAAACUCGGAGGCGGCAGUGAAAAAUCUACCGUAUCACAAGAUUCAGGAGGUUCUGGUGGUACGACAGUGUCUGGAAAACUCGAAGGCGGAAAGUCUACCAUACCUGGAGGCUCAGGUGGCACGAUCAUUUCUGGAAAACCGGGAGGAGGUAGUGGCACGACAAUUUCUGGAAAACCGGGAGGAGGUAGUGGAAAAUCUACCGUGCCUCAAGGUCCUGGAGGUUCUGGUGGAACGACAAUUUCUGGAAAACCGGGAGGAAAUAGUGGAAAAUCUACCGUGCCUCAAGGUCCUGGAGGUCCUGGUGGCACGACAAUUUCUGGAAAACCGGGAGGAGGUAGUGGAAAAUCCACCGUGCCUCAAGGUCCUGGAGGUUCUGGUGGCACGACAAUUUCUGGAAAACCGGGAAGAGGUAGUGGAAAAUCCACCGUGCCUCAAGGUCCUGGAGUUUCUGGUGGAACGACAAUUUCUGGAAAACCGGGAGGAGAUAGUGGAAAAUCCACCGUGCCUCAUGGUCCUGGAGUUUCUGGUGGAAUGACAAUUUCUGUAAAACCGGGAGGAAGUAGUGGAAAAUCUACCGUGCCUCAAGGUCCUGGAGGUUCUGGUGGCACAAUUUCUGGAAAACCGGGAGAAGGUAGUGGAAAAUCCACCGUGCCUCAAGGUCCUGGAGUUUCUGGUGGAACGACAAUUUCUGGAAAACCGGGAGGAGAUAGUGGAAAAUCUACCGUGCCUCAAGGACCUGGAGGUUCUGGUGGCACGACAAUUUCGGGAAAACCGGGAGGAGAUAGUGGAAAAUCUACCGUGCCUCAAGGUCCUGGAGGUUCUGGUGGAACGACAAUUUCUGGAAAACCGGGAGGAGGUAGUGGAAAAUCUACUGUGCCUCAAAGUCCUGGAGGUUCUGGUGGCACCACAAUUUCUGGAAAACCGGGAGGAGAUAGUGGAAAAUCUACCGUGCCUCAAGGUCCUGGAGGUUCUGCUGGCACAACAAUUUCUGGAAAACCGGGAGGAGGUAGUGGAAAAUCCACAGUGCCUCAAGGUCCUGGAGGUUCUGGUGGCACGACAAUUUCUGGAAAACCGGGAGGAGGUAGUGGAAAAUCUACCGUGCCUCAAGGUCCUGGAGGUUCUGGUGGAACGACAAUUUCUGGAAAACCGGGAGGAGGCACGACAAAUUCUGGAAAACCGGGAGGAGGUAGUGGAAAAUCCACAGUGCCUCAAGGUCCUGGAGGUUCUGGUGGCACGACAAUUUCUACAAAACCGGGAGGAGGUAGUGGAAAAUCUACAGUGCCUCAAGGUCCUGGAGGUUCUGGUGGCACGACAAUUUCUGGAAAACCGGGAGGAGGUAGUGGAAAACCGACCGUAUUACAAAGUCUUGAAGGCACUACAGUUUCUGGAAAACCAGCAGCCGGCAGUGGUCAAUCUACAGUACCUCAAGGUCCAGGAGGUUCUGGUGGCAUAACAGUUUCUGGAAAACCUGGAGGUGGCAGUGGACAAUCUACAGUACCUCAAGGUCCUGGAGGUUCUGGUGGCAAAACAGUUUCUGGAAAACCAGGAGGAGGCAGUGAAAAAUCUACCGUACCACAAGGUCCAGGAGGUUCUGGUGGCACAACAGUUUCUGGAAAACCAGAAGAAGGAAAUGGAAAAUCUACCGUACCACAUGGACCAGGAGGUUCUGGAGGCACAACUGUUUCUGGAAAACCACAAGGGCCUGGAGGUUCUGGAAAACCCGGAGGCGGCAGUGGACAAUUUACAAUACCUCAAGGUCCUGGAGGUUCUGGAGGCACAAAAGUUUCUGGAGAACCACAAGGCCCUGGAGGUUCUGGAAAACCCGGAGGUGGCAGUGGACAAUCUACCGUACCUCAUAGUCCAGGAGGUUAUGGUGGUACAACAGUUUCUGGAAAACCAGGAGGAAGUGGAAAAUCUACCAUACAAGUCCUUGGAGGUUCAACAGUUUCUAGAAAACCAGGAACCAGCAGUGGACUAUCUACAGUACCUCAAGGUCGAGGAGGUUCUGGUGACACAACAGUUUCUGCAAAACCAGGAGGCGACCGCGAAAAAUCUACUGUAUCACAAGGUCCUGAAGAAUCUGGUGGCACAACAGUUGCUAUAGGCCUUGAAGGACCUGAAGGUGGCAGAUCGACUAGAGUCCCAAUAGAUACGACCAAAACGAUUGACGAAGAGUUGGAAAACUUGCUGGAGCAAAUCCAGAAGCAUAAAUGCGACGAAGUAGCAUAGAAUUCUAGAAAAAGUUAUGAUAAACUAAGCAAUAUAUAAAAACAAGCCUAUUUUAAGCAAAAAUACACUGGACAAAGAUCGUUAAAGAA
Messenger RNA from Wyeomyia smithii (pitcher-plant mosquito), 2829 nucleotides. RefSeq lists its product as uncharacterized. Bases 38 to 2740 code for a protein of 900 amino acids. The record is from RefSeq and is a predicted model, not a curated record. The transcript has 2 exons. NCBI's taxonomy places the organism in Eukaryota, Metazoa, Arthropoda, Insecta, Diptera, Culicidae.